AUGCAACAUGGAAGUGGGUCACAGAACAUUCAACGACAACUCCAGAGAUCCAAGUCUGGCCCAGAAGUUGAGGAUCAGCAACAGCAAGCGACCAUGGCAGCUUCACAGCAACAAACUACGGUUACCCACCCUCAGUCUCCCAUGACCACAUUUUCUUCUGCUGCCAGCCCAUCAGCUCCUCAAUCUCCCAAUUAUCAGAUAAUCAUGAGUCGCAGCCCGGUAACUGGUCAGAACAUGAACAUCACUUUACAAAAUGUGAGCCAGAUGGUGAGUGGCAACCAGCAGAUCACUCUAACACCGCUUCCCCUCCAAACCCCUGCAUCCCCCGGCUUCCAGCAUACAACAUCACAAUGGAGGUUUGAACACGCUCCAUCUUCCUACAUUCAGGUCACAUCCCCUUUACCUCAACCCGUGCAGCCGCAGAGCCCCACCCAACAUAGCCCUGUCUCACUGCAAGGUGUCACGAGGCCCGUAGCACCCCAGGCUGCUCUUGGUGUGUGCGGACAGAGUCCGACACGGUUUGUGGAGGCGGGUAUGUUGGUGCGGCAAAUCAGUUUAGGCAGUCCAUCGGGAAGCGGUCAUUUUGUGUACCAGGAUGGCACAGGGCUGGCCCAGAUUGCACCUGGAACAACUGGUCAAAUACAACUGUCCUCUCCAGGAGCACCGGGUUCUGUGAGGGAACGCCGCCUUUCUCAGCCUCACUCACAAACCGGAGGCACCAUUCAUCACCUCGGACCUCAAAGUCCCGUGGCUACCAGUACUGCUCUCUCCACUUUGGGCAGCCCUGGACACAUUACCACUUCUAACCUACCUCCUCAGAUCAGCAGCAUUAUACAAGGACAGCUCGCGCGCCCUGUGAUGUUUGAUAAGACAUCACAGGGUGUCGUUGCUGCAGUCGGAUCCACACCCACAGCAUCGUUUAGUAUACCUUCCACCAUCCCGGCGUCCAGCCCUUCCCUCAACAGUCCAGCCCAAGCAAAUAGCAACAAUCCCCUUGCGGCCCCCAACCCCACAGUAGGCACAGUUAAAAAACAAGUUCCCAAGAAGUUAGAAGAAAUUGCUCCGGCUACUCCGGAGAUUGCCCAGCUACGCAAACAGUGCUUGGAGCACCAUACUAAGAAGAUGGACAGUUUAAAGGAGGUGUUCAAAGAAUACCUUAUAGAACUGUUCUUUCUUCAACAUCUCCAAGGAAAUAUGAUGGACUACUUGGCUUUCAAAAAGAAGCCUUGCGUUCCCUUGUAUACCUAUUUACGACAGAACGACUUGGACCUGGAAGAGGAUGAAGAGGAGGAGGAACAGUCCAAGGUCAUCAAUGAUGAGGUAAAAGUUUGCACAGGAAAAGAUGGCCAAGCAGUGACGCCUGUUGCCAUUGCAACACAGCUUCCUCCCAAUGUUUCUGCAGCUUUCUCUGCCCAGCAGCAGUUUCAGGGACUCCAAGGACCAGCUGGUACCCUUGCCAAUCCCGGAGACAUGGAUGCCUUCAAGAGGCAACAGGCAAUGGUGCAAGCAGAUCAGACUAAAAGAUCCCGGAUUGACGUUGGUCGCCACGGGCUGAUUUUCCAGCAUCCUGGCGUAGCUCCUUUAGGAUCGCCUGGCGUGCCACUACAACAGCUUAUGCCAACUGCGCAAGGCGGGAUGCCGCCUACACCUCAAGCAGUCCAGAUUGCAGGACAGAAGCAGAACCAACAACAGUACGACCCAUCCAAAGGACCGCCAGUGCAGAAUGCAGCUAGCCUACACACCCCACCACCUCAGCUGCCAGGCAGGUUGCCGCAAGGCGCCCUCCCCAUGGCUGGACUGCCAGUGGCUCUGUCCCAGCAGGCUCAGAUUGUUGAGAGUACAGUCCAACCUGGUGGUCAGCUCCAACCGCAGGUGAAAGUUCAGACUGGAGCCCCAAUCAUGGCAUCAAUAAACCCCCACACACAACUCCAAGCCCAGCUCCAACAGCAGAUGCAAUCUGGGAUACAUAUCCAGUUGCCUCCCCAGCAGCAACAAACCCAGGCCAUGCUACAGACGGGGCAAGCGACGGUGACUCUUGGUCGUCCAAGUACAGAGUCCGCUCAACCAAUUCAAAGGAUUUUGACAAACUCAAUAGCACUCACUUCCAUCACAUCUACUCCCGUUCCUAAUUGUGUUCCAACAUCUCAACCAGCAAGUCCUCUUCGCCCUCUUGCUGCCAAUGCAAAUCCAAGCAACCCAUCCAAACUGACAGGGACAAAUGGUAUCUCUGGAGUCAAAAUGACUGGCUUUGGUCAAAAUGCAACCAUGCAGUCAUCAUCGCAGGAGGCUUCUCAAGACAAGCAAGUUGAGCAAGCUAAAUUGGAGAGCCAUGUUCAUCAACGUAUUUCUGAGCUUAGGAAGGAUGGCCAGUGGUCAGCCAGUCGACUACCCAAACUUGUGGAGGCCUCUCGUCCAAAGUCUCAUUGGGACUACCUCCUGGAGGAAAUGCAAUGGAUGGCAGCUGACUUUGCCCAGGAGAGAAGAUGGAAAGAGGCUGCGGCAAAGAAGCUGGCACGCACGUGUGCCCGUUACCAUCAAGAGCAGAGGAAAAGUGAAGAGAGGUCCAAAAAAGAAAGGGAACUUCAUCUUCGCCAUAUUGCCAGCACGAUUGCCAGAGAGGUGGAAUUCUUUUGGUUUAACAUUGAACAGGUUGUGGAUAUUAAGCUACACUUUGAAAUUAAUGAAAAGAGGAUUAGAGCACUUUGCUUACAAAAGGCAUCAACUAAAGGUCAUUUGGUUGGAGAUAAAGCUGAUAAAGAGGAGAUUCACACUGGCUAUAGAAAAAGGAAAGCAAAUUCACCAUUGAGAGUUGAAGCUGAUGAAGAGAGCACAAUAGAAGAACAGGAGGUUAUGGAGGGAGAAUCAGAUUACAAAGCAGAAUUGCUUGAGCUUGCCAAAGAUGCUGAGUUGCCUCUGGAUGCUUUGAGGAAGCAAUAUGCCGGAGCCUAUGCUGCUGGCUUUGAGUGGCCUCAGCCAAGUCCUCCAAGUAAUCAGGAUGAAGACGAAGAGCCUGAAGCAAUAAUGUUCCCUGCGAGCAGUCCGCCUGAGGCAGUGCUUAUAGACUCUCUGCUUAUGGUGGACCAGUUUCGUAGUCCUGACAAGACCUCUUCUUGCACUUCUGAUGGAAAACCUGCUAGAGACAUAUCUGAAGUGGCUGCUGCCACAGAGCUCCUUCUCCCAAAGGGUACCUUCAAAACCACUUCUUCGAUGCACAAUCCUGCACCAUUUUUACUACAUGGCUUACUGCGAGAAUACCAGCAAAUUGGUGUUGACUGGCUGGUAAACCUAUACAAGAAGCACCUCAAUGGUAUCCUUGCUGAUGAGACGGGCCUUGGUAAAACUGUACAAACCGUUGCCUACAUGGCUCACUUAGCUGGCCAAGAGGGUGUUUGGGGGCCCCACCUCAUUGUGGUUAGGACAUGUAAAUUGCUCAACUGGGAAGUGGAGUUCAAGCGCUGGUGUCCUGGCCUUAAAAUCCUGUUGUAUCUAGGAACUGAAAAGGAGCGUAAAUCCCAGAGAAUGAGGUGGCGGGAAACGAACAGCUUCCAUGUAUGUCUAACAUCAUACAAACUGAUGCUGAAAGACCGAAGCCAUUUUCUGAGGCGUAGGUGGAGACACCUAGUUUUGGAUGAAGUGCAGCUCAUCAAAAACCUGACUGAAAAACACUGGGAAACCAUAUUUGCUCUUCGAAGUGAGCAGCGGAUCCUCCUCAUCAAUACCCCACUUCAGAACACUCUAAAGGAGCUAUGGACUAUGAUUCACUUCCUCAUGCCAGGAAUCACCAGGCCCUACUCUGACUUCCCUGUGAAGGCAGGCACGGACCAGAAUCAGGACUACUGCCACAAACUUGUCAUUCGACUGCACAGGAUGAUCCAGCCAUUCAUUCUGAAGCGCUCAAAAAGGGAAGUGGAAAAGCAAUUGCCAAACAAGUAUGAGCACAUCCUGAAGUGCAGACUCUCUAGGAGACAAAAGAGUUUGUAUGAGGAUAUCCUUACUCAACCUGGAGCUCAAGAGGCCCUGAAAACAGGCCAUUUUGUCAGCGUGCUUCAGGUCUUGAUGCAGUUGCAGCGCGUGUGUAACCACCCUGAUUUGGUUGUACCUCGAGAAACCAGCAGCUCCUACUUCUGCUCUCCUCUGCCAUAUAAUAGCCCGUCACUCAUACUGGAAGCAAUGCAGAACGACUCAAGCAAAGAAACAAACAUAUCACUGUUUGAUUUGAUUAAUAAUGAGAAUCGGCUGACUCGGUAUCAAACUGAAGAAGCAAUACCCAAACUAAAGGUCACACAACAACUUAUAGAGGAGAUCUACAGCGGUCCAGAAGCACCACCACAUCCCAAGCCAUGCCCAAUUAAACCAAUGAGAUUGUUCCAGCCAGUGCAAUAUGGGACCAAACCAGAAGGGCGACUAGUUGCUAUUUCGGGUGCUGCAGGACAAAAUCCUCCAACAAACUCUUCUGCUACCACCAACUCUGUUUCUACAUCCAACUCAGCCCAGAUAAGAGGAAAGCCCCCAGUCACCACUGCAACAACCACAGCAACUCAAGGAGGAGAUGCAGUGAAAAUUGCCCAGCUGGCCAAUAUAGCUGGCAGUCAGAAUCGAAUCUCCCAGCCAGAGACUCCUGUCACUCUACAAUUUCAGGGCAACAAGUUUACGUUGUCCCCUAGUCAGCUCCGCCAGCUCACCACUGGACAGCCAUUGCAGCUCCAAGGAAAUAUUCUACAAAUUGUGUCCGCUCCUGGGCAGCAAAUCCUCAGGCCUCAGGGUUCUAUGGUUAUGCAAACGAUGGCGCAAGCUGUCCCUAACUCCACUGUUUCAGCUUCACACAGUGCACCUCAUCCAGCUCUGUCAACAGUCCAGCAAGGUGUGACGACAAAUGCCACAGCAACUUCUAACAAGCUCAAUACUGCUUCCUCGCAGGAGUCUUCUGAAGAAAAGACUCGGCAAGCAAAGCAGCGUUUGAGCCUUCUCUUCCAAGCAAACGAGCGACGCUGCAGCCGGAGAGUUUUGUAUGGGUUGGACUUGUUACAGGCAUGCACUAUGAGUUCAGAGCCUGCUCACACUGCUCUGACUGCUGGAGGCUGGAUGUGGGUUGGUCUAGAGAGUUGCGUCAGGGCCCGGAACACCUCUGUGGUCACCACCUCUGCACUGCAAUCUACUCUGCUCUCCAUUGAUGACCGAAGGCAGAAUACUAACAGCCUUACCAAAAGGCUGGGAUGUGUGAUGCCUCCAGCUGUCGCACCACACCCUCAGUUGUAUGCAACAAAUCCUCCUAUCACUUACACCAUCAAACAGAAAUUACUCCACCGUCAGAUGCAGGAGUCCUUUGCUCCCCAUAGUGCUGAAAUGCACUGUUUGGUGGCCAGGCAUGGUUUUAAAUCCCCAGACUUUCAGCUAAUGCAGAUGGAUUCAGGAAAACUAGAAGCUAUGGCCAUUCUGCUGCAGAAGCUUCGGUCAGACAAUCGUCGUGUCCUCAUCUUCACUCAGAUGGUGAAGAUGCUUGAUAUCCUGGAGGGUUUCUUAGAUUACAGGCAGCUCACUUAUGUGCGUAUGGAUGAAAGCUACACUCCAGAUGAACGACAGGAGAUCAUUAGGACAUUUAACAGGAACAAACAGAUUUUCUGCACCAUCCUAACAAAUCAUUGCUGCGCUACAGUUGGAACUAUGUUAGAUGCAGAUGCCAUCAUCUUCUAUGAUACGGACCUAAAUCCCACCAUGGAUGCCCGCACCCAGGAAUGGUGUGACAAAAUUGGGCGCAGUAAGGAUAUACACAUUUACAGGUUGGAGAGCGGGAACUCUAUUGAGGAGAAACUAUUGAAGAAUGGAACCAAGGACUUAAUCAGAGAGGUGGCUGCACAGGGCACUGAUUAUACUCUGGCUUUCCUCACACAACGGACAAUCCAGGAUUUGUUUGAAGUGGAGGCAGGCUCCGGGGAAAAAGUGGAGGAGUUCGUUGUCCUUCAUCAAGAGCCGUCAGCCUCUGAGACCAUCUCUCCAAAAGUGGCUAGACCCUACAUCCAAGCUCUCCAAAGCAUUAACUUAGAUGAUUUAACAGAAGAAGAUGGUGUGAAAAUAGAUGAGGAGAUGACUGGCAACCAAUCGGCACUGGCGGAUGAGGAGUCGGCAAGCCAGACUAAAGAAGAACCUGCUGAGAUUGAGGAAUUGAAUGCAGUUAUGGAACAGCUCACACCAAUAGAAAGAUAUGCUCUGAGCUACCUGGAGUAUCUUCAUGUCAGUGACGAUGAGACUGCACUCAAGGAGCGAUUGGAGUGCUCGAAGAGAGGCUGGGAGCUGCAACAGCUGCAGAAGCUGAAAGAGGAGGACGAAGGUGUGGAAUUAACUGAAGAGCUUUUCACCUACACAAGAGAAGAUGCCUACAACAUGGAGUAUGUGUUCGAAGCUGAGGAUGGACACACAGAAAUCAUGCCGGUUUGGACUCCACCCACACCACCUCAAGAUGAUAAUGAUAUUUACAUAGACUCUGUCAUGUGUCUGAUGUAUGACACCACCCCCAUUCCUGAGGCCAAGCUCCCUCCUAUCUACAUUCGCAAGGAGCACAAGAGAAUGAAACUGGACCCCUCAGCAGCAGCUAGGAAGAAGAAAAAGGGCCAUGGGGAAACGGUUAUUCCGCCACGCUCUCUUUUCGAAAAGGCCAGUAUGCUGAAGGUUCGCAGAGAAGGGAAAGACCAGAAAAAGAACUUUUCCCUCAAGCAGCAGGCGCCCUUCGCCAAGCCUCUGCCCUCGCUGGUUAAACCUGCCAUAGACGCUGGUCAGGACAACCCGGAGUGGCUCAUCAGUGAAGACUGGGCUCUGCUUCAGGCUGUGAAACAACUGCUCGAACUACCCUUAAAUCUGACGAUUGUCUCACCUGCCCACACACCCAACUGGGAUCUGGUGAGUGAUGUUGUGAACUCCUGCAGCCGCAUCUACCGCUCUCCCAAGCAGUGCCGUAACCGCUACGAGAAUGUCAUCAUUCCCAGAGAAGAGGGCAAGUUGAUGUAUGAGGCAAACCCAAAGAAGAAAACAAAGAGCAUUUACAAGUCUAAGAAUAGCCGUCCUCUAAGGACCUGUCAGAUUUACACACAAGAUGACAACGCCACUCAAAUUCAGCUCUGCAACAGCCGAUUUGAGCUCAUGAAAAUGAUAGCAAGCAAGCGGAGUCCACCUAUCAAACCACUGCUAGGCAUGAACCCGUUCCAGAAGAACCCUAAACAUGCUUCUGUUUUGGCAGAAAGUGGGAUAAGCUACGACAAGCCUCUCCCUCCCAUUCAGGUGGCAUCACAACGUGCUGAGAGGAUCGCCAAAGAGAAAAAGGCCCUGGCAGAGCAGCAGAAAGCUCAGCAGCAGGCUGGAACUCCUCAGGCCCAGACUGCAACCAACCAGGCCCAGACCACUGCUGCUGCCCAGGCUCAAGCUCAGGUUCCCCAGGCUGCCGCAGUGGCUGGAGCCGCCACAGUUCCUAAUGCAGCCGUUCUGGCUGGAGCAAUCAAAAACGCCACAGCGGGCACAACCAUACAGGCUGCCGCUAUUGGGGGGAAUGUGAUUGUGAACACAGUUGCUGGAGUGCCUCCAAGUCCCUUCCAGGCCAACAAACGCCUGGCAUCUCCAGUUAUACCAGGCACCCUGUCUCCCGCCGGUCCUGCUGCUGGGGCGCAGGUUGUCCACGCGCAACAAAGAGCAGUUGCAGCAGCUGCAGCCCCAGGUGAAGUGGUAGCCAUAGCUACUGGGCAGGGUGUUCGAGCAGUUACGCCAGUAACUGCAUCUGCUGUAGUUUCCACCACUCUAAGCCCAGUCCAAGCUCAGACUCGCCCCCUUGUCACUCAAGUAACCACAGCUACAGGUAUGCAGCUUGCACAAGGAAAGACCCUCACCCCGGCCCACCUUCAGAUGCUGCGGCAACAACAGCUUCAGCAACAACAACAGCAGGGUACUUCUCCUCAGAUCAAAGCUGGAAGCAAACCCCAGGAGUUGUUAAAAAUGCACAAGCAGAAAUUGCAGCUCCAGCAACAGCAGCAAGUUGCUGCAGCAGUGGCGGCUGCAGCAGCUCAAGGCCAGCAAGCUGCGGGAACCCAGCAAGCCCAAGUGCAACCCACACAGGCAGCUCAAGCCAAUCCUCAGCUAGCAGCGGUGGCAACGCCAAGACCCGGAUCUGUUUUGACAGGCACCACUGUGACCAACCUACAGGUGGCCAGACUGACCCGAGUACCUGCUCAGGGUCAGAUCCAGGCACAGGCAGGCCAGACAGCCCAGAUGACCCUCACCAAGCCUCCCGUUGUAUCUGUUCCGGCCGUGGUGUCAUCAGCUGGCGUCACUACACUACCUGUCACAGUGGCCGGUAUUAGCGUGGCUAUUGGCCAGGCCCAGAAAACGGGUGGCCCCGUGCUGACGCCGUCCUUCCCGCAGAUGCAGGUGCAGCAGCUGCUUCAAAUGAAGAAGCAGCAGCAGGCGGCUGUACAGGCGGCCCAGCAGAAGGCAGGACAGACACAACAAGGACAGGCCGCUGUGCAGCAAAAGGUAAAUAAUAUUGGCACACAGCAGGUUACGGUGCAGGCUGCCCAGCCUGCCCAGCAGCAACAGAAGGUGACCUACACGACAACCACCCAACUCCAACCAGGGAUGAAGCCUCAGUUCUUUACUACAUCAAUUGCCCAGACCCAAAAAUCAGCAGGACCUCAACAAAUUCAGCAGGUGGCAAAACUCCCACAAAUUGUGCAACAGCAGCCCACUGUGGCUAACAUUCAGCAAAUUGUAUCAUCUCCACAGCAGAUCCAAGCGCAACCUCAGACCGUGACGCUAACCACGUCGGCGCCCGCCCAGGUGCAGAUGAUUCCGGCCGGCAGCGCAUCAGCUCAGGUGGUUCAGCAGAAGCUGAUCCAGCAGCAGGUGGUCGCCGCCGCUUCACCGCAGAUCCAGACGCCGCCGCCCCACAGCCCCGCUCAGCAAGAGUCCUCGGCACCACAGCCCGUUCUAGCCCAGCAGCCUGCCAAAGGCCAAGCUCGCCAGGGUGGCAUAAGAGCCAAACCCCCUGCCAAGCCCAGCGGGGGGAGCAGUUAG
Messenger RNA from Nerophis lumbriciformis (worm pipefish), 9051 nucleotides. The record is from RefSeq and is a predicted model, not a curated record. Lineage: Eukaryota; Metazoa; Chordata; Actinopteri; Syngnathiformes; Syngnathidae.